GUCAUAGAUUAGCGAAGCAGUGAACAGGGAAAUGUUACUAGCCAAUAAAGAUCAUUGCUGAGCACACUGUCUCCACUCCGAGAUUGAGCUUCUGUUGAUGUAAUGUGCGUGUCCUUGCCCCGAGGAUCAAUUAGUGCCGGUUCUACGACGUAAAAGCCCGGGGUACGUGUGCCUUCAAGUACCCCAGUGCUUCUUAAACACUUAGAUAUAUAUGAUCGUCUGAAAGCUGAAAGACAGCCAUUCACAAGAUGCCCAUCCGCACUUACAUCUUCAAAGUUGAUCUCCUCGAGUCCCGAGACCCAGAAAUCUCGAGGACCUUCUCUAUACCCGCAUCUUGGACUUUCCAAAAGCUUCACGCCGCAAUCCAGCACGUUUUCCUCUGGCAGAACGAGCAUCUCCACGUGUUUACGUUUCAAAUUCCAAUUGGAGGGGGCAUAAACAAAGUUGUAUCGAUACAAGAUACAGACAUGAUGGGGCGGGAUGAUGAAGAGGGUCCUAACGACAUCGUCCUGGAUGAAAAAACUGUCAAGCUCAAGGACAUAUGGGACGACAACGGGAGAUAUCACAGGGACGUCACUAACGACAGAACCCUGGGGGGUUGCUUCUAUGAAUAUGACUUUGGUGAUUCUUGGGAACAUGAAAUUACCCUACUGGCAGUCGGCACGUCCGAUGUGAAGGAAGUCUCAGUUCUUGAGGUAUCCGGUUGCGCACCCCUCGAGAACAGUCACGGGGUCCUAGGAUGGGAGGGUCUCAAAAGAGCCUUCGCAGAUCCAAACCCCAAUGACGUGUCUCUUGAAGCGAGGAGGUUAUCAUGGCUUGUUUCGCCUCUCGGUGGUGCAUUCCACCCCGCUAUAGCACCGACUAUAGAGCAGCUCAAUGCCCCUGGGCUAUUCGAUAAACGCUUCAGGCAGAUUCGCAAGGGCAUUGUAUGAUUUAUGGUAAGGCCUUGUUUCGAAGGCCUUUGCGCUCGUAUUGAGCUUCACGCUACGGCUUUUAUGUACAGUAUGCGGACGGAACUCACCAUCCACGUUAAUUUUAACGUACUUAAGCCCUGUAAAAUAGUCAGAGCAGCAGCAUACUUAUUUGCUGCUGCCAUGUAGUACUAGAAGGACAUCCCCGGCCCAUCCUAGUAGUAGUGGAUUCGCUAAUUCUAGGUCUUGAGAUCCGGAAGCUCGCAGUGCGAGCCUUUGUAUUCACAUAACGUAUCGGACUAUAUGGUAUGAUGGUCAGGGAGUGAAAGGCACUUGUGGCUGAGGGCUGAGAAUUGGUGGCUUGAACACUAGUACGUACAAGUACUGGCAGGGUCCACACAGGAUCCGACGCACCCCUGUAUGACCAGAUUAGGCAUCAUGAGUCAAUGUUGACUGGCCUAGCGUCUAUCAUUUCACGUCUACAUCGGGGCCCAAGUAACUUUCAG
Messenger RNA from Suillus bovinus, 1417 nucleotides. RefSeq names its product MM3350-like domain-containing protein. The transcript is spliced from 2 exons. NCBI's taxonomy places the organism in Eukaryota, Fungi, Basidiomycota, Agaricomycetes, Boletales, Suillaceae. The record is from RefSeq and is a predicted model, not a curated record. The coding region runs from base 249 to 932 and encodes 227 amino acids.